AUGAGGAAUUACUUUGUCGGCUUAUCCCUAAUCCUGUUAAUCUCGACAUGCCAAAGUUACAUCCCCCAAUGGGGGGAAAAUCAAAGUGUAAGUGUGCCCAUGCGAUGCAGACAACGUGGACGCGUAGGCAUCCCCCAACGUGCUGUCCGAAGUUACAUGAAAAGGCUCAGAAACGCCUCAGUUGAAAUUGACAUAGAAAACAGGAAAGAUUUAUCGAAACUAGAAAUUAUUAAAAUGUUCUUAAAGGGAGUGAAGGACUGUAAAAAUGUAGAACGAUUAAGAGAGAAAGCCAAGGGACACGUGCCCCCAAGCACAAAGCGAAAACUCAUGAAGCAAAAACGAAUGGCCAACCUGCGAGCUCACGUUAAAAACUGCAGAAUAAGGAAGCAGGAGGAAGUUCCUCCGGAAAAAAACAUCCUCAAUUUCCCGAAAAAUCAGAUCAAAAAUAUAAAUGCCGCCGUAUUGUACUUCAGGCAUUAUUUCGAGAAAUACGAGGAAAAUACGAAUUGA
Molecule: messenger RNA, 510 nt
Organism: Plasmodium knowlesi strain H
Lineage: Eukaryota; Apicomplexa; Aconoidasida; Haemosporida; Plasmodiidae
Product: conserved Plasmodium protein, unknown function
Exons: 1
Coding region: 1-510 (169 amino acids)
Source: RefSeq, a predicted model, not a curated record